This is a messenger RNA of Nerophis lumbriciformis (worm pipefish), 1038 nucleotides long. The record is from RefSeq and is a predicted model, not a curated record. NCBI's taxonomy places the organism in Eukaryota, Metazoa, Chordata, Actinopteri, Syngnathiformes, Syngnathidae.
AUGCCUCGCAUACCACCCACGUACGCCGACACCUUCUACGAGCCUCUGACCGAGGACGUGGAGGCUCUCCUCUGCCGUUUCCAGAACGCCGACUCGAUCCGCGUGGAGUGCUUCACGGCCCUUUGGAGGGAAGCCCGCUUUCAGGACGUCUUCUUGGGCAUCCCUAGCAUGAGCGAGAUGAAGAAGUUCUGCCGGGUGACCAUGGCCACAGCGGUCAAGUAUUUUCUACCACCCUACUGUUACCAGAUUCGGGUCGGUGGGCUGUAUUUUAUGUACGCCUUCUACAACACGCAGCUCGCCGUCCCUCCGGUGCGGAUCCGCCUGACCCUCCAGAACUGGGACAACGUGCAAGAUUUCUUGCGGGACUCUGUCCUUAACGGCCACUUGGACGUGAUUUAUGUAUAUCGGAAGCUGGUCUCCGCUAGGGCGUUGGAAUAUACUGCCAUGCCGCAUUUCCUCGUCUUCCAUCGGGCUAAAAAGGCCAAGGGCCAGAAGGUGUGCGCCGGAAUGUUGGCCAGAGCCACCGCGGUGAAGGAGCUGCUUUCUGAGGACUACUUGGAGGAGGUCGCCAACGUCCAGAACCACUACUACGAGAUGAAGAACGAACUGAUCGAGGUCCGUCUGCAGGCCAACAUGACCCAUGCCGACUUUGACUGCCGCCUCAAAGACUCUUUGAAUGAGUUCCUCACAUGGCAGCAGAAGACUUUUAACCAAGCAAACAUCACCAAUGAAAAUGAGGAUAAACCCACCGUGGAGGAGGACUGCCGUAGCCGGGCCGCCAUGCUGGCCUCCAUCAAAAAGAGGAGCUACGGGCAAGGGACCUCCAAGUCUAGGGGACCCUGCCAGGAAGUGGCGGCGGAGUCGUCCAGCUCGGGUCGCAACAAGAAUGGCAGACCCCUGUCGCUAAGAGCCCGCACUUGGAACACUCUUGGGAAGAACAAUGAAAAAUCAGACAUGCAGCUGGGGCAUUUGAGUGGGCACGACCAGAAACAGGUGUCAUUGCAACAAAAGAAGCGGCUUCAGUGCUACAAGCAAUAG